CAAACACGCAGCGGUCUCCAUAGCAGCCGGGGAGUUGUGCGCGUGUGCGGCAGCCGUUGCGCACUGCGCAGUGCAGAGCGGUAGGGCGGCGCGCGCAGGGCGGUACGGGACAGAGCGGAGGUGUUCUCCAGAAAUGAACCUUUAACCUGCUGAAAACUGCGCUUCUUCUCUGUCAACACGCAGACAGGUGUGCUCAUGGAGUCUCACCUGGACCGGCUCGCCCCACUGGUCCUUUCUCUGUACCUGCUCAUACACCUGUGCCUGGCAGCGCCAGGUCUACCUGGGACACAAAGAGAAGACUCACUAGAUUCCCAUCCUCCACCUGGUGCACUUCCCAAUCCCUUUGGAACCGGAGAAGAGGAGCGCAGAUUGUUGCAGAGUUUCGUUCAGUCCAGUCUGAAGAACAGCCAAGACGGAGCUGAGAUCAGGUCCUGGGAACAAGAGGUGUUCUUCCUGUUCCGCCUUUACGACUAUGAUCGCAGCGGGUUUUUAGAUGGCUUGGAGAUGAUGAAACUACUCUCUGACUAUAACUCUCUUCAUGCAUCUGGAGCAGAAGCCAGUGAGAUGGUGGUGUCAAUGGUGGACUUUUUACUACAAACUCAGGAUCUAAACCAUGAUGGCCUGCUGGACCCGUCUGAGCUGCUCUCUCCCUCAUCCUUCCACACACAGGGCUCAAUCAGAACACUUCACCAGGAGCAGGAGGUGGUGGUGGAGAACCAAGUACCAAACACGGUUACUGAAGAUCAGAACGUGGAAGCAGCAGAACACAGACAGCAGGAGGCUCACGAUGAGGUUCAGCAUCAGCAGGAAGUUGGUAUGGGGGAUGAGGAACCCAUGAAUCAAGUGGAUCGUCAAAACGAUUAUGUCCCAGCAGAAGAACAGGAGCAGAUCAAUGAUGUCCCCGUGCAUCAGGGACAAUCUGAGAUAUAAACAAACACUGGACCACUCUUGGUUUCUCUUCGUUUGGUGUCAGGACAUGAACUCUGAUCGUAUUCCACACGAGUUUAAACAUGCAGACGACUGAGGAAAAUUUACAUUUAUUCAAACUAAUCCUGCCACCAUAAUCUGAUAUUCUCUCCAGGAAAACAAGGAUUCUCUCAGCUUUUUAAAGGGGCACAGGUUCAAAAUGAAAUGGGUUUUUGCUUUCUGUAAUGAGACAUCAUUUUGCUUUUCCUACAUUGGUUUAAUUUAUUUAUCAUUUCCUAUCUCACCUUAAAAUGUGUUUUAUGUGGAGUUAGACCAUGCAACUAGACUGUUAGAUUUUAAAUCAGGACAUAAUCUGAAUAAGUACAGCCCACUUUAUUUAAUCCACCACAUCACCCUAAAUCAGGAAAUGUUUUAUGCAAAUACAGGAUUUAUCUGUAAUUUACACAACCAGUUCUGCCUAAAGAGCUGAUUUAAACCUAUAAAACACUGUAGGUGUGUCUAAAAUAAUUAAGCAUUCCUGAAAAACAUCUCUGUAACUGUGGUUUAUUUGCAGAUGGUAUUUAUUAAGACUCCUGUUUACAUUUACACCCAGACUAAAUAUUUAAAAUGUUAAAUAAAUGUGAUCACUUACUCUAAAAUGUGUUCACAGGAUGACAAUGUUUAAUAAUCGUGGAAUUUUAAUUAAAAUUUUUACUGAGUAAGAAUGGUUGCAGCUUAAAAAUAAAGCAGACUUUAUUGGA
Messenger RNA from Nothobranchius furzeri (turquoise killifish), 1667 nucleotides. RefSeq names its product cell growth regulator with EF-hand domain 1 (gene cgref1). Gene Ontology annotation, molecular function: calcium ion binding. The record is from RefSeq and is a predicted model, not a curated record. Lineage: Eukaryota; Metazoa; Chordata; Actinopteri; Cyprinodontiformes; Nothobranchiidae.